AUGCUAAAGGAUUUUAUGAAUUAGGUUAAAAACUUAUAAUAGAAUAUCAAUAUUCAAGAGGCGAUUUCAACUCUUACAGAAUUUACGAUAAUCGGAGACAAAAAUAAUUAGGACCUUUUUGAGUAUGAAUUUCAAGAUUUGUUAGCUUGUUCAUUGAAGAGAAAGUAAUUGAUGAAUUCCUUAGGAUUCUAAAAAAAACAACCGAAGCAGAUGUUAUAAUCAAAAUAUUGUCAUCUGUUUCCAUGCUAUUGUAACUAAAAUCAAUUUAAUAUGGUAUAGUACUAAUAUCAAUAAUAACCUAAUUGUUCUUCUUUCCUUACCCUAAUUAAACGAAUUCAUCAUAUUCGAUUAUAAUUUGAAAAAGGAUGAGAUCCCAGAUUACUACAUCAAUUUUAUUAAAAUUAUCUCAAAUAAGCUAAAUGCUGGUAAUAUUUAAUUAUUCUUCAAUUCUGUAAGCAUAUAUCAAUUAACACUUAUAGAAAUAUUGCUAGUUCCCAUUAUUGCUUUACUCAUAAAACUUCUACAAUUCACCCGAUAACUUAACUCGAAUAUAUACAAGACAUUUGCUAUUACACAUUUUGAAAAUUACUUAGGAAUCAAAACUAAGUCCAAUCCUGGUAAAAUACUUGCAAUCUUAUCCUUUUUUACAAGUUCUAGCAAAUCAUAUGCAGUUCAUGAGGGAAUUGUUCGCAAAAACCAAAGAGAAGCAUGAUAAUUUUGAUGAAGAACUUGGACUUAUGGAUCAUUUCUUUAAGGAUCUCUCUCAAAUGGUUCCUCAAUUGAAAUAAGUAACAGCAUCCUUAUUUUAAGAUUUUAGAUAAUCUAUUCAUGUAGAUCAUAAUUUUACCGUAAUAUAAGGAAAUAACAAAUAUAAAAGAUGAUUAAAAAACUUAAUGUUUUAACACCAUCUUGCAUUUUUUAUAAAAUGAUAUUUAUAUUAGCGAAAGAUUGUAAGUUGGAAUAUUUUCUUUGA
Molecule: messenger RNA, 973 nt
Organism: Paramecium octaurelia
Lineage: Eukaryota; Ciliophora; Oligohymenophorea; Peniculida; Parameciidae
Source: the annotation of a GenBank genome assembly